Molecule: messenger RNA, 1497 nt
Organism: Diachasma alloeum
Lineage: Eukaryota; Metazoa; Arthropoda; Insecta; Hymenoptera; Braconidae
Gene: RfC3
Product: replication factor C subunit 5
Exons: 8
Coding region: 155-1135 (326 amino acids)
Biological process (GO): DNA-templated DNA replication; DNA repair
Cellular component (GO): DNA replication factor C complex; nucleus
Molecular function (GO): ATP hydrolysis activity; DNA clamp loader activity; ATP binding
Source: RefSeq, a predicted model, not a curated record
CGUUUUAGCGGGAAUUUAUUAGUUUUCGUCUCGCCUCGUCUCGACUUCUCGUCUCGCAGUUCUCAAUUGUUUUAAUAUUGGAAAUACAUUGAUUAACAAAGGGAACAGCUUGUCAGUAUUUGAGGCGUUCUGUUAGUGAUAAUUGUUGUCAGUAAUGUCUGAGAAACGAUCCAAUUUACCUUGGGUGGAGAAGUACCGGCCUGCUACUCUCAAUGAUUUAAUAUCACACGAGGACAUCAUAAAGACGAUUAAUAAAUUCAUCGAUGAGGAUCAACUGCCACAUUUGCUGCUCUAUGGACCCCCAGGUACAGGGAAAACCAGUACGAUUCUUGCUUGUGCCAGGAAACUCUACACUCCAGCUCAGUUUCAGUCAAUGGUGCUGGAAUUGAAUGCUUCAGACGACAGAGGGAUUGGGAUUGUCAGGGGUCAGAUCCUGAGUUUUGCAAGCACUGGAACAAUGUACAGAUCAGGGUUCAAGCUGAUUAUUCUGGAUGAAGCUGACGCUAUGACGAAUGAUGCUCAAAAUGCUCUCAGGAGAAUCAUGGAAAAAUACACAGAUAACGUGAGAUUCUGUAUAAUCUGUAAUUACCUCAGUAAAAUCAUUCCUGCACUCCAGUCGAGGUGCACAAAGUUCAGAUUCGGUCCAUUGUCGUCUGAUCAGAUAAUGCCGAGGCUCGAACACGUCAUCGAAAAAGAAAAUUUAAAAGUAACUGAGGAUGGAAAACAAGCUUUGAUGACCCUCAGUGGUGGUGACAUGCGAAAAGUCCUGAACGUUCUUCAAAGUACCUGGCUAGCGUACGGUUCAGUGACCGAGGAAAAUGUCUAUAAUUGCGUGGGCCACCCUCUCCCCAUCGACAUAAAAAACAUAAUGAACUGGCUGCUUAACGAGUCUUACACGUCAGCAUAUAAUAAAAUUCAAGAUCUCAAGAUAAGGAAGGGUCUGGCCCUCCAGGACAUCCUGACAGAGCUCCACCUAUUCCUCAAUCAAAUUGAAUUCCCUGAUGACAUCAUGAUCGACCUGGUGAUCAAGGUGGGCGCUAUCGAGAAACACACUGUAGCUGGCACCAGUGAAUCAGUCCAACUGAACUCCCUCGUAGCUGCCUUUCAAUCGGCCCGAGAGAUCGAAGUGAACUGAUUAAUUAAUGAACAACAACGAAUCAAUAUCUCCUGCAUCAAUCACAAAAACACACUUCUCCCUGAAAAAUAAAACUUGGAAAAAAAAAUAUAAUGAAAUUUCUCCCCGCUCUUUUUAACCAUUCGUGAGAAAUAAGUACAAGGCAAACAAUGGGGGGAUAAGCUGAUAGUAUCUCGGCGCCUGGCUGUUUAGGAGCCGUUCGGGCCUCAAGUGGAACACCCCGAUAAUAGUCAGACGGCUCUAGUCUCCAUCAGAUACACUUAAUAACCGCGGAAAAUAAGAAAGGUCAUCAAAAAAAUCCAUAAUCCAGUAUUAUUUCUUGAAAAGCUCAUUACAAAACUAGGAAUAAGAUAAUCGCUCGA